Molecule: messenger RNA, 348 nt
Organism: Darwinula stevensoni
Lineage: Eukaryota; Metazoa; Arthropoda; Ostracoda; Podocopida; Darwinulidae
Source: the annotation of a GenBank genome assembly
AUGGGUUUUGGUCCAUCCACUACUCUAGAGGAGUGCGAGUGGAGAGCUGAAAUUAACAGCCUGCACUGUGUGCAUUCCGCUGCUUCUCCUGGACUGGGCGGGCAUGAGGAGUUCCGGGCGAGGAUAGGGAGGGGCAGACCGGGCUCGUACUGGGAGGAACAGGAAGCGGAGAAGGCGAGACGUCGAAUUUCUCAAGCGAGAGCGGGGAGUUCACCUCAGUCCAUCCUCCGCGGAAGGACGGGACCGACUGCCCCCAUCGGCCCGGGCAAUUGGCUGUGGCAGCGGAUCUACGCCCUAAUGACUCGUCUCUUCCGGAAGGCCUGGAAGGAGGUCCGAUUCAAAGGUUAG